AUGUCACUUGCUAUCUCACAGCAAAUGACGACUAUGACACUACCCAAAAUACGUAUAACGACCAACUCGAAGGACGAAUGGGAUAAUCUACUUUUAACUGCCAAUAGUCUUCAUAAUCAUACACAGACUGAAACGGAAAACACCCUAACUAUACCCAAUACUACCACUAGCAACCUUACAAUUACUACUACUACUAUUACUGAAGGAAAGCUAAGUCAAGCACAUUCACUAUCGAGAAGACUCAGUCAACAAAAGCAACAACAACAACAACGACAAGAGGACAAUAUUAAAACAGAAGUUAUCAAUAUAUCCACAUCAAAUCCUUCCCAUUUAUUCUGGGUACCUGCUUCUCAACAUCCCGAAAUAGCACCGGCAGAAUUUGAAAAAUAUGUUAAACAACAUGGAUUAACUAUUCGACAAAAAAGUACGCGGGAGAAACGACAUUCUAUUUUGUCUACUUCAUUUACGCCCAACGAUGUCAUGGAAGAAGAGGAGCAGAAAGAGCACGAAAAGCGACCAAUAGCAGAGAGCAACAGGAAGAGGAAGUCCAUGUUAAGAAGAAGUAUGAGUGUACAAUUACCGAAAAAAGAUUUAGAUUACGCUGUAUCAGCAAAGAAUAAUGCGGUUGUGCCUGAUUUUUUGAUUUUCGACCGAAAUUCUUCGCCGUUCGAUGACUCUAGAAUUCUUGUACCAAAAGGAAUCAAUCGGCCUCUUUUGAGAAGAGGAGCGAGAACAAAUUUUAACAGACGGAACUCUUCUUCAUCGUCCACUACAACAGUGGACAAUAAUUCCAGCGAAAAUGGAUAUUACGAUAACAAUAGAAAUGGACAAAUGAUGAGGUCAUCCUCAGCAGAAGGUGUUACUUUAACAGACGUCUCUUCUACACGAAAACAAUUGAUGACGCCCGUUGUAGAGGAAGUAGACGAUGAUGAGCAAAAUGAUGACAGUACAAUAUGUAGUCUAGCCAUUGCCACUCCAUUAGAGAAACAUACAGAACCUUUAUCCCUUCAAAUGAUGUCCUCACUACCGCCAUCUUCGCCAACAUCCAUAAAAAAGGCCUCUAAAGAAGAUAAAAAGGGUAAUCCUUCAACUUCUUCUUCCCCACCCGAAUCUCUCGUGAUUACACGCUCAAUUUCAACGUCAUCAACAAAUCCUACAAAAUCGUCUAGCUCUCGUCAUCAUAAAAGUGGUUGGUCGUGGAUAUCAUUAUUUUCAGAUAAUAGCGCACAACAACAUCAGCAACAGCAGCAACAGCAGCAGCAGCAGCAGCGGCAACGGCAAACUUCAUCAGAUACCUCUGGAAAAUUCACUUUGUUGUCUACUCUUUUCUCUAGGAAAUCAAAGUCUUCUUCUUCACAACGUGAUAGUAAUAACAGUAGUACCAAACAAAUGGAAUUGGCCACGUCCAAUCUUUUAAAUCAAACUAUUUCAAAAAAAGACAAUUUUGAGUUGAAAAAUCCAAUGCUACAACCACAACGUCUGCCAUUGCAUGUUGAACGUGCCAUUUAUAAACUUUCACAUAUCAAACUCGCCAAUCCACGUCGACCUUUGCAUGAGCAAGUUUUGAUUUCAAAUCAAAUGUUUUGGUAUCUAUCUGUUGUAGUAGCUUCAAGUAGUAACAAUGAUACAGAUGCUACGACUAAUGCUAUCACUGAAAACGAACGUCAGAAAAAGGCGAUGGAAGCAAUCAGGAAGAGGAAAACAAAGAAACGGCUCGUUAAGAAAACGGCCCAGCAACAACAAAAAUCAGUUGCUUUAUUACAUCAGACGCAUCAAAAUACCACAACUGGCUUCGUCAUUCCUAACAAUUAUUUAAAUCCUCCCAAUGCGCAUAGGAAUAAUGCGAGACCGCAAGUAAAACAUGUUCAAAGUAGUGAUAGUGAUAGUGAUAGUAACAGUAGCAGCAGUAGUAGUAGCGAUAACGAUAGCACUGAUUCCUCAUCAGAAGAAGAGGACUCCGUUUCUGCUAUUCAGAAAAACAACAUCAAAUCUAUAAAAAAGAAAUCAAAAGCUUACAAGGUCAAAAGACCCACUACCAUAAUGAAUGAAGAAGAUGAUGAUCUACCAUUGGCUACCCGUCAAAUUAGAUAUAAAUAA
This is a messenger RNA of Mycotypha africana, 2097 nucleotides long. RefSeq lists its product as uncharacterized. Lineage: Eukaryota; Fungi; Mucoromycota; Mucoromycetes; Mucorales; Mycotyphaceae. Gene Ontology annotation, cellular component: cell septum; cytoplasm. Gene Ontology annotation, biological process: positive regulation of G2/M transition of mitotic cell cycle; establishment of cell polarity. The record is from RefSeq and is a predicted model, not a curated record. The transcript has 2 exons. The coding region runs from base 1 to 2097 and encodes 698 amino acids.